UAGUUGUAAUGCGCAAACAUUCACACUGAACAGUUGUACCAAUUUACAGAAAGACAUUCUGAAGUCACCAAAAUGGUUUUUGGGGCCAAGUUUUUCGUUUUAUUCUUAAUUUCUGGAAGUUGCGCCGAACCAAUAUGCUCUAAAUUUGCUUAUGAAGAACAACUUUUAGAGAAGAUGGUUCGCACUGAGUUUAAUGUUGAGAAGAUGGAUAAAAACAUGAAGGAAACCAGCAAUCUUGUCCAGAAUUAUCUUCAACAGUUACGAGCAAACUGGAGUCAGAUAUCUAAAGAGUUUCAAGAAAAGAAGGAAGCACUACAGGCAAUUAUUGAUAUCAACAAAGCAAAAGUGACAAAGGAGUUGGACAAGAUGCAGAAAGAGAGGGAGAAAACAAUAGCUGAAUAUGAUGCGAGAAUUACGAAAUGCGAAGGAGCAGUCUUGACACCAAACAUUGCAUUUCGAGCAAGGAGUCCGUCUCUUCUAGACCCUGUUGAAAAUCAAGUCAUUGUGUUUACUAAAGACAUUUUCAACAUAGGCAACGCAUACGAUAAUUCUACAGGUGUAUUUACGGCGCCAUUAAAUGGCACUUAUCUCCUCACCAGUCAGCUUUGUUUACAAAAUAGGAAAACAAUCACGUUUGGGAUUUUUGUUGAAGAUGGCAUGUAUACUGUCGGCACGUUUUGUCAGUAUAGAAACGACAAUUGUUUCAGCGUUGAGACAACUGUCGUCAUGGAAGCGCUGAGGAAGGCAACAGUUAGGAGCUGGUCAGCAACGAGUGGAGAGGUUCUGAAAGAGAACGAAUCUCAUUUCUGGAGCAUGUUUUCGGGUACACUAAUUCAUAAGUAACAGUGGAUACACGAGUCAUUCUUCCUCGUUAGAUUAUGACGAUACCAGCUAACGGAAAAAAGAUGCAGAACUUUCCAUUUAAUAAGGGACUACAUAUUGACCUACAACUUAUUUACAUGUUUUUUUUAUUUAUAAUUACUUUGUUUGCUAUAAUUGAACAUGUCGUAAUUAGAUACUUGCAGCUUCUUAAUCAUUGUUCUAAGAAGCGUUUGUUUGAUAAGGCACAUGAACACAUCGCAUAUAAAUAAUAAGGGGCGUUGUCAUUUUUCAUAUUUGUUUAAUGCACAGGGUUUACGUUUUACUAAUGAUUGACUUGUUUGACGCAACGGAGAGACAAGAGGUGUCGGCUCUGGUCGUAGCCGAUCUUAGUGUAGCCUUUGUAUACAACGAUAUACUUCUUGAUAUACUCCAAAGAGUGUGUGGUGUCUGUGACCGGCGGUUAGUUUGGUUGACUCUGUAAAUUCAGCGUUAUCAUCACCACAUAAGGUGAAAUGUAGUAUUCACCAAGGCAGCCGUCUAUCCUAGUUUUAUAAGAAUGUCAUUUGAUAUUAAUUCGCCAUGCAUCUAUGUCUAAGGGUUUGCGAUUGAUCAUAGCCUGUUAAUACGAAAUACCGUACAGCUUAUGUUGGACUACUUAAGGAUUAAGAAUAUUUGUAGAUGCUACAGAUAUGCAUAUUUUGUCUUUAGUUAUUUCGCAUGACAUUUUUUAUGUUUUAAAACUAAUUAUGCCAUGCCUUUGAAUAUAUACUUGUAAAAGUAGAGGGGCCUCCUUGGCCGAAUGGUUAAGGUCGCUGACUUUGAAUCAUAUGCCCCUCAUCGAUGUGGGUUCGAGUCUCACUCGGGGCGUUGGAUACUUCCUGUGAGGAAGCCAUCCAACUGGCUUACGGAAGGUUGGUAGUUUUACCUAGGAGCCCGAUCGUGAUGAAAUAAUUCACCGAGGGGCACAAGGGGUCUUCCUCCACCAUAAAAGCUAGAAAGUCGCCUUAUUACCAGUGAUUGUGUCGGUGUAACGUUAAACCCAACAUAAUGUAAAAGUAGGCGUUUAAACAAAUAAAAGAGUUCCAGUUAGACUAUUGUAAUGUUAUAUCGCAUGGUAUAGCAGAGGCGUGUUAUACUUUUCCAUUCAAUAAAAGACAGAAGGAAGUUAAAGUAGUGUAGGUCCUAGACUGAAUGUUUGGACAGUCUAAAUCCUUAAGACGUUUUAUGCAUUGUUUUAAGACACAGUUGUUAGGUAUUUUGGUUUGCAGAGCUAUAUCAGCUUUCCUUUUUGUUAAUUGGAUUUAUGGAUUCUUUUAAUGUAAUAUGGAUACUGGAAAUUCUAUUUAUUUUUUCUGAUUAGCCAGAUGUAUCGUAAUGGCAUUUAUUAUGUUUUAAA
Mercenaria mercenaria is the source of this 2218-nucleotide messenger RNA. RefSeq lists its product as uncharacterized. The record is from RefSeq and is a predicted model, not a curated record. Lineage: Eukaryota; Metazoa; Mollusca; Bivalvia; Venerida; Veneridae. The coding region runs from base 73 to 843 and encodes 256 amino acids. The transcript has 2 exons. Gene Ontology annotation, molecular function: protein binding.